Aegilops tauschii subsp. strangulata is the source of this 2283-nucleotide messenger RNA. RefSeq lists its product as uncharacterized. The record is from RefSeq and is a predicted model, not a curated record. NCBI's taxonomy places the organism in Eukaryota, Viridiplantae, Streptophyta, Magnoliopsida, Poales, Poaceae.
ACAAGAUAAUCUGAUUCAGCAAGUUGGCAGGAACAAACAGACCUCCCCAAAACUUAAAUGGUUGAAACAGAUGGCACUAUACUGCUUGAUUCCGAGAGAGACAAUUAACAUGGAUGAACAAAACACCCAUAUACCAAGAUGCUGGAGAUGGAUUACAAAACACUGGUCUGUUCCAGAGGAGGAGCCAUCGACCGACCAGGAUCUCCUCCCUGUACAAGGCAUGUUAAUUCUUGACAAGCUUGCUAGCUUAGAUAUAGAGAACUGUAUAGAAAUCAGCAGAUCAACUGGCCUCAUCUCUAAGAUUGUAGAGUUCACAAGCAAAAGAACCGACUUGACAAAUAUCAAUGAGACACACCAGACGUUGUUGAAAUGUUCAUCACUGAAGCUGCUGACAAGACUUGCAAGUACUAAAGGGAAAUUUGGUGUAACUAUGUGUCAGAUGAUUACAAAACAUCCCUUCCUUUUGAGCAACCUUGCAGAAAUAUUGGAUAACAAUGGGAGCAGCCAAGAACUUAGGGAGCUCACAGCGCAACUCAUUAGAAACCUUGCUAUGGGGGGAAAUGUGAAGGAGAUCGGGCACAUCCCAAUGAUCAUUAGCAGGUUGAUGGAUGCAUUUCUCAGCCGAAGUGCACCCUCAAGUACAGAUACAGAUCAGUUGCUACGAAUGAUCGCUGGGCAAGAACUAGCACUACUGGCAAUGGAGAGUGCCAAUAACUGUUUGCUUAUGUUAGCAGAACCAGGGUAUGUGUUCAUCAAGGAACUCGCUGUUAUGAUCCGCAGUGACAUGUACAGGUACAUUGCAUCAAGCCUGUUGCGGAGUAUGUGUGUGCAUGCUCGACCGCAGCUUGGCAACUCGGACCUGAACGAAGUCUCCUGCAUUUUGCAAGUGGUGCUGGAAGGAAUAAUGGAUGCAGAAGGGAGAGAACUAGAGGUCCUUGUUGGCCUUAGUUCACAAAUAUGUAAUGUCAUUCCAGAAGACUUUGUGCGAGGGCUAGAGCAUAAUCAGAUAAAGGAAAGUUUUAUACAGAGGCUUGUCAGUGCACUUAACUCAAAUAUGGUACCCAGUGCUCAUUGUCUAGGAAUCAGGAGGGUCGUAGUUCAACAUGCCAUAUACAUGAUGGAAUGCAAUCCAGUCUACGUUAACUGUUUCAACGAAUGCCAGAUGAUGGAAGCACUGGUAAGGGUAGAGCGUACACCUUCAAGGGCUGAAAACUACAGGUUCUUCUUGGGUGAUGCAGGAAUCAUGGAGCACAACAUACCUCUAUCCGUGCUUGUGGCUAUAGCAAAAGGAUUGAUGGGCCAUGAGCAGUUAUGAGGCAUCAGCAGUGUCACCUGAACAUGUAUUUAGAUGAUAUUCUACUACUGGUUUAUACUGGAACUUCCCAUUGGCUCACCAUAUUGGUGAGUUAUUCAUUGCAAUCCAAGGAGAUCCCAUGAAAUUUGACAAGUAGACAUUGUGCCACGACAUGAUGAGGGUAACUUAAAUAAUGGCUGGGUUAGUGUUGUAAGACCAUGGAUAUAUGGAAGAUGAUGAUUCUGAUUUGUGAUUGAAUAUGAAAUGACAUGGUAGUUGUGCAUUGUCAGGCUGUGAGGCUUCAACACCAACUCAUCGUAUUUUAAAUUUUAAGCCUUAUAAGGAUAUUGUUUGGCACUAGUAAAUGGUGUGGUAAGUGAGUACUCACGAGGCAACCACUUCAGUCCAGAUCCAAAACAGUCAUUAACUGGCACUGAUCUUCUAGCUAAGAGACUAAGAACCAUCCACUUUAGUCAUUGGACGCGAGGAGUCUUACCAUAAGCGAUUUUAAACUAAGAACGCGCCAUGCAGCAGCAUGCUAAAAUUCGGGCCUGAAAUUUGUGGUUUACUCGACACCAGAAAUAUUGGAAUUUCUGCUUCCUACUUGUCAAGUACUCCCUCCGUUUCUAAAUAUUUGUCUUUUUAAAGAUUUCAAAUGGGCUACCACAUACGGAGUAUAUAGAUAUAUUUUAGAGUGUAGAUUCACUUAUUUUGCUCCGUAUAUAGUCACUUGUUGAAAUUUCUAGAAAGACAAAUAUGGAGGGAGUAGAUCGCAAUUGGCCAUUAACUGAACACUACAGAGUACCCAUCUCAUACAACCACGAACUGACGAACUGAACGGACCUAUAUAUGUCUAAAUGCAUAGCCAUAUUUGAAAAGAGUUAGCCCCAGGACGCUUCCAGGGUCUUCAGAUCCCAGAGCUACGGCGGCGCUCAGCCUCAGGCCGGAGAUUAAUCGGAGACAAAAGGGGAUUAUUAACCGGAGGCGAG